UGUUAUAUAAUCAUGGUCUGAUAAGUGGAUUUCUGAGGGACUAUAACUUCUCUCAGCUCACAAACUUCACGGCCAUUUCUGCUGUCAGAAGGGUGACGUGUAGCUCAAGACCUACUGAAUCUGCACAGACACUAAAGAAGCCAAGUCUCACACUUCAAGUUUAAAAUGGCUCAGACACCACUUCUUUCCCUGCCUGAGUUUCACAAUGUUUCUACUGGGGGUCUGGUUGUGAAAGAGGCUCUGAACUUCUGGGGUGGAGCUCGAGUUCAAGGCAAGAACACGAACAACUCUGAGCCAGUGUAUGAACCAGCAACUGGCCGUGUGCUGUGUGAUAUGAUUCCUUGUGGGGAGGAGGAGGUCGAUCAGGCCAUAAAGGCUGCACACACUGCCUACCUAAAAUGGAGUAAACUUGCCGGCAUAGAGAGAGCUCGGAUCCUGCUGGAGGCUGCACGUAUUAUUAGGGAGCGCAGAGAUCAGAUAGCUGUGCUGGAAGUGAUCAACAAUGGAAAAAGUAUAACUGAGGCUAAGGUGGACAUUGAUGUGGCCUGGCAGUGUAUUGAGUACUAUGCUGGAAUUGCUCCCACACUAUCAGGCCAGCACAUUCAGCUUCCCGGAGGCUCUUUUGCCUACACUCGUAGAGAGCCACUGGGUGUAUGUGUGGGAAUCGGUGCCUGGAACUAUCCUUUCCAGAUUGCUGCAUGGAAAUCAGCCCCAGCUCUAGCGUGUGGUAAUGCCAUGGUGUUUAAGCCAUCUCCCAUGACUCCACUCACAGCAGUCAUUUUAGCAGAGAUCUAUAAAGAAGCUGGCGUGCCAGACGGGCUGUUUAAUGUGGUGCAGGGUGCAGCCGAGACCGGAUCACUGCUGUGCCACCACCCCAUGGUGGCCAAAGUGUCGUUCACUGGUAGUGUGCCUACUGGCAAGAAGGUCAUGGAGAUGUCCGCAAAAGGUGUGAAGCAAGUGACACUGGAGUUAGGUGGAAAGUCACCACUUAUCAUCUUUAAGGACUGUGAGCUGGAGAAUGCUAUCAGAGGGGCUUUAAUGGCUAACUUCCUCACCCAGGGAGAGGUGUGUUGCAAUGGGACACGGGUGUUCGUGCAGAGGGAUAUUAUGAAACCAUUUAUAGAGGAGAUUGUGAAGAGAACAAAGGCCAUUGCUGUUGGAGAUCCUCUACAAGAUGGGACACGGAUGGGUGCUCUGAUUAGCAAACCCCACAUGGAGAAAGUGCUGGGUUUUAUAAACCAAGCUAAAGAACAGGGAGCCAAGGUGUUAUGUGGUGGAGAGCCAUUUGUUUCCAGUGACCCCAAACUUAAAGGAGGCUACUUCUUGUCCCCAUGUGUUCUGGAUAACUGCAGGGAUGACAUGACCUGUGUGAAAGAGGAAAUCUUUGGGCCUGUGAUGUCCAUUAUGCCAUUUGACACUGAAGAGGAAGUUUUGCAAAGAGCCAACAACACAACUUUUGGUUUGGCAUCUGGAGUCUUUACCAGAGAUAUUUCUAGAGCACACAGAGUGGCUGAAAAUCUUCAAGCAGGGACAUGCUUCAUCAAUAAUUAUAAUGUGAGUCCAGUGGAGGUCCCAUUUGGAGGCUACAAGAUGUCAGGUUUUGGCAGAGAAAAUGGUAUGGUGACUGUUGAGUAUUAUUCCCAGCUGAAAACUGUUGUGGUGGAAAUGGGAGAUGUUGACAACCACUUUUAAAAGACCGUUAUGUCUUCAGUAAAGUGACCGUCUUGACAUUCAACAGUAAAGCUGUGCUGAUGUUUAGUAAAUAUGAACCCACAGGUGACUGUUAAGUCAACAUAUUCCUGACUGUCCACUUUUGAAUAUGUGAAAAUAGUUCUGAGCCAAAACCAUAUCAUAUAGCAAGUGCCUAAAACACUAAGGUUAUAUUUGCAUUUAAGAUUUUCUUACUGCAUUUGUACAGUACACCAUGUAAGCAAUAUUUGUAGCAAGUUCAUUUGCAUUUUCAGUAUAGGAAACAUCUAGACAUUUGUGAAAGAGAGCAGAUGGUUGUGAGAAUUAUCCAACAGUGUAAACUGUGUUGUGGAAUGUCAGUUUUUACUGAAAAUAAACACAUUUCUAUCA
Tachysurus fulvidraco (yellow catfish) is the source of this 2079-nucleotide messenger RNA. It is a transcript of the gene aldh9a1a.1, whose product is annotated as aldehyde dehydrogenase 9 family, member A1a, tandem duplicate 1. The record is from RefSeq and is a predicted model, not a curated record. Lineage: Eukaryota; Metazoa; Chordata; Actinopteri; Siluriformes; Bagridae. Gene Ontology annotation, molecular function: aminobutyraldehyde dehydrogenase (NAD+) activity; 4-trimethylammoniobutyraldehyde dehydrogenase (NAD+) activity. The transcript has 12 exons. Bases 166 to 1692 code for a protein of 508 amino acids.